AGGAUUGGCCAGUUAUUUUCUACUGUGUUUUGCAUCUCAGCCACAGAUGGAAGCUCACCCGAGUCCUCAUGGCCCCCCGCUGCCCGGGGCCCCUGACAUAGAGCCCUCAGACUGUGAUAAACAUGUAUUCAGGCACGCUCACCGCCCACCCAUCCUUCAGUACGCCGCCAGGACUCUGGCGGUUCCCUUUAAGGAACAGCGACACUAUCGCACCCCCAGCGAGUCCAUAGCGAACAACUACAGGCCCCAGGCGGUGCACCUGAAGAUGGGCAACCUGCGGAAGUCAUCUCCCUGCUGUCCAGGCUCACCUGAGUCAAAGACCAGUCCAAGAGACUGUAUGACCCUCAGCCGACCUUUGACCCCCAGCCAGCAGCUGGAUAUCAUGCACCGCCAAGAGGAGCAAAUCCGGGCUGCUGAGCCUGAACCUAAUGAGAGAGAUCUGGAAAGGUAUCAGUACUACAUCACCAGCGGCAUCCCCGGCGCCAUGUUGGCCCCUCUGCCUUCACAGCAGAUAGAGAACAUCAUGUGUCUGUUGCCUCCCGUCAGCGAGGAGAGCGACAGAAACAUCCGGAAUCUGAGGGGGAAACUGCUUGAAGAGGUCAGAAGCGACUACGGCCUCAGUCUGAGGAAGAGCAUAGUGGAAUACAUCCUCAGGGACCCAUGUGAGCGCCAGCGCCUCCUCAUCUCCAGCGUGCCCCGGCCUUUCCCCAGAAGGGUAAUCCGUGGGCCGGUCCCCUGGUCCGCAAGCUACAAGGAGAGCCACAGCUGGCAGAGCCAACACCUCUUCACUGUCAACCACAUGAUGCUGCUGCUGCAGGAUGCCUGGCUAAACAGUUUCUCCGCCCUGCGGUUUGUCCAACUUGAAGACCCUCUCACCUCCAGCCUCCCUUGCCUUCCCUCGGAGUUUGAGGAGUUGGUGCAGAGGCAGUGCCAGAAAACCAGAGACACACUGCUCCACAAGUGGUUACCACACUGCGCCUCCCUAUUUGUCACCUUCAAGGAGCAGUGGCUGCCCCUGGUACCCCAGAGCAACACCGUGGCUCCCGUCCAAGCCCGCAAGUUCUUCUCCUGCGUGGAGGCUCUCAUGUCCUUGCAGCUGCGGAGUUUGGUCAUCAGCUCAUUGGAGGACCUGCUGCAGUUCUUUAGUGCACAUCAGGAAGGAAAUGAUUUUGGCGAGGCGUUUGAUGACAUGGAGUACGUGCAGCCUCAGGUGCUGCUGGUCAAACUGGUGGUGGAGGAGCCUCACAUCGUCUUCAGCCCGAGCCUUCAGGAGUGCUGGGAGCUCAUCCAAAGAGCCUUUAUGGAGGUCCUCAGGAGUGCCGAGAAGCUCCCGCGGGUGGAGUGUAACCUCUUCCCGGAGAUUAAGAACCUAUUUCUACGCGCCGUCAGGCCGGACGAGCUGCUGGUCACUGACAUCAUCGACAAAACCAGAGAGAUUUUCCACAAGAACACUGUCGGACCCAAGAAGUAUUUGAAUGUGUACGAGAAAUACAACAUACUGUUGGAUGAAACAGCCGACCAGGACAUGACGGCGUUCCUCAAAGAGAAGCACUCCCUAGAGGGAUUUACCGAGAAAAUUGAAGGUGUUAAGCAGCUGUGGAGGGAGAUCGCCUCUAUGCGUGUCAUGGUGCCUUUAUCCAUGUUCUGCCUGCACGCUGGCGGGCUGAACGACGACCUGUGUGACCGCGCAGAGAAACUGAGGGACAGGAUCAUCACCUUCAAGGUUGAAGAGCACCGAGAACUUAACAAAAGUAUCUGUCAGCAGUACAGGGAGAUCACGAAGACCAUCACCAUGACCCCAAAUACCACGGAGGAGCUGGUGUCCCUCAGCCGGUACCUGAAGCACACCAGCGAGGUGACCAUUCACAAGCUGGAAGACGAGAUUGAGAAGUCGGUGGACCGUCUCAGCUUCCUCCUGGAUUACGCCACUCUGCCUGCUGAGGACCUGAAGAUGAACUCCAGUGUGUUCCACUGGCCUGAUCACAUCCUGGCUGAGUUUGAAAAGAGCUGGACCCAUCAGGCCAACAUGACCAAAGACGCCGAACACAAACUCUUGACCAGGUUAUCGGAUUUUGAGCAGAUGCUUGAGCGCAUCAAUGAGGAGGUGGAGGCCUUCAAGGAGAAUUGGCUGAUGAGUCACAUCAAGAUGAAGAACAAUGUGGAGAAGCUCAACAUGCUCACCGUCACCCUGGAGGCAGCAGUCACCGAGCUGGAGGACAUCAACAAAGAGGAAACGCUGCUGGAGAGAGACCUCAGCCGGUUCCCUAUGCUACAAACCCUGGAGGCCAAAAAGCAACCCUACGACCAGCUGUGGAUGACCGCAUUCGACUUCCAGAACAAGUCAGAGUUGUGGAUGAAGGGGCCUUUUGUUCAGCUGAAUACGGAGCAAGUGUCUGACGAGCUGGACACCAUGUGGACGACCAUGUACAAACUUUCCAAGUCUUUCUCCAGCCUUUCCAGGCCUCACCAUGUAGCCGAAAGCUUUAAGGCCAAGAUAGACAAAUUUAAACAGCACCUGCCAAUUCUUACCACCAUCUGUAACCCCGGCAUCAAGGACUACCACUGGGAGAAGAUCAGCAGUAUCGUGGGCUUUGAGGUCAAACCAGACCCAGACACCUCCCUGCUGGACAUGGUAGAUCUUGGGCUCUCUGAGUUCUCUGACAAGCUGGAGGAGAUUGGAGCCACAGCCAGUAAAGAGUAUUCUCUGGAAAAGGCCUUGGAGAAAAUGAAAAAUGAGUGGGCUGAUCUCCGAUUUUCCCUCACUGCGUACAGAGACACAGGAACCAGCAUAGUGUCAGCAGUCGAUGAUAUCCAGCUGCUUAUGGAUGACCACAUCAUUAAGACGCAGACCAUGCGGGGCUCGCCUUUCAUCAGACCUAUAGAGACGGAAUGUAAGCAAUGGGAAGACAAGCUGCUGAUGAUGCAGGACAUCCUGGACUCCUUGCUGAAGUGUCAGGUUACCUGGCUCUACCUGGAGCCCAUCUUCAGCUCCAAGGACAUCAUCGCCCAGAUGCCUGAGGAGGGUCACAAGUUCGCCAUCGUGGACCACUACUGGAAAGACAUAAUGGCCCAGAUGGUCAGGGACCCGCGUGUCCUGGUGGCUACAGCUCAACACAACUUACUUGAGAGGCUCCAGGAGUCCAACAUCUUCCUGGAGGACAUCCAGAAAGGCCUCAACACCUACCUGGAAAAGAAAAGACUCUACUUUCCAAGAUUCUUCUUCCUGUCCAAUGACGAGCUGCUGGAGAUCCUGUCAGAGACCAAGGACCCACUGCGCGUGCAGCCCCACCUGAAGAAAUGCUUUGAGGGCAUCGCCAAACUGGAGUUCACCGAGGACUUGAAGAUCACAGGCAUGAUCAGCUCAGAGAAAGAGACGGUGCCCUUCAUGGAGAAGAUCUACCCCACCCACGCCAAGGGCAUGGUAGAGAAGUGGCUUCUGCAGGUGGAGAACAUGAUGCUCAGGAGUGUCCAAGAAAUUAUCUAUCAAGGCCUGACACAGUAUACUGAGGUGCCCAGGAAGAGUUGGGUGUUGCAGUGGCCUGGCCAAGUCGUCAUAUGCGCCUCCUCCAUCUUCUGGACAAGUGAAGUGUCUCAAGCCAUCCAGACUAACUCCCUACCAGCCUACGUGGACCAAUGUAACACCCAGAUAGCUGACAUUGUGGAGUUAGUGCGCAGGAAGUUGCCUGGAGGUGCAAGAAUGACUCUCAGUGCUCUCAUCGUGAUAGACGUUCAUGCUCGCGAUGUCGUGGCGAAGCUGGCGGAGGACGGCGUCUCAUCCAUGAGUGACUUUGAGUGGAUUUCUCAGCUGCGCUACUUCUGGGAGGGCGGAGACGUGAUGGUGCGGAUGAUCACCACCUGCCUGAAGUAUGGAUAUGAAUAUCUGGGCAACUCCCCGCGUCUGGUCAUCACCCCGCUCACUGACCGCUGCUACAGGACUCUGAUGGGGGCCCUGAAGCUGAACUUGGGAGGAGCUCCUGAAGGUCCAGCAGGAACUGGAAAAACUGAGACCACCAAGGAUCUGGCUAAAGCUCUGGCUAAACAGUGUGUCGUGUUCAACUGCUCCGAUGGUCUGGACUACAAGGCCAUGAGUAAGUUCUUCAAAGGGCUGGCUCAGUCCGGAGCCUGGGCCUGCUUCGAUGAGUUCAAUCGGAUCGAGGUGGAGGUUCUCUCUGUGGUUGCCCAGCAGGUGUUGUGCAUCCAGCAGGCCAUCACCAGAGAUCUGAAGACGUUCAUAUUUGAGGGAACGGAGCUUUCACUCAACCCUACUUGCUCCGUCUUCAUCACCAUGAACCCUGGUUACGCCGGCCGCGCAGAGCUCCCCGACAACCUCAAGGCUCUGUUCCGCACUGUGGCCAUGAUGGUUCCAGACUACGGCCUCAUUGGAGAGAUCUCCUUGUACUCCAUGGGCUUCAUUGAAUCCCGCAGUCUGGCCCAGAAGAUCGUGGCCACGUAUCGGCUGUGCUCGGAGCAGCUGUCGUCCCAGUAUCACUAUGACUACGGCAUGCGGGCUGUGAAGUCCGUGCUGACGGCGGCAGGGAACCUGAAGCUGAGGUACCUGGAGGAGAACGAGAGUGUACUGCUGCUCCGGGCGCUGAUGGACGUCAACAUGGCCAAGUUCCUGGCUCAGGAUGUGCCUCUGUUCCAGGGUAUUAUCUCUGAUCUGUUUCCUGGAGUGGUCCUUCCCAAACCAGACUACGAUCUCCUUCUCAAGGCUCUGCAGGACAACAUCGCCAAGCUCAAGCUCCAGCCUGUUCCAUGGUUCGUUGGCAAGAUCGUCCAGGUAUAUGAGAUGAUGCUGGUUCGCCAUGGCUUCAUGAUCGUUGGAGAUCCCCUAGGUGGAAAGACGUCCGCCUAUAAGUCUCUUGCUGGUGCCCUUGGAGACCUCUAUGAAGCCAAACUUAUGGAAGAGUUUGCAGUGAACUACCGAAUAAUCAAUCCAAAGGCUAUCACCAUGGGCCAGCUGUACGGCUGUUUCGAUCCCGUCAGCCAUGAGUGGUCUGACGGAGUUCUGGCAACCUCCUAUAGGGAGCAGGCCACCUCCAUCUCAAAGGACCGCCAGUGGAUCGUCUUUGACGGGCCCGUAGACGCCAUCUGGAUCGAGAACAUGAACACCGUGCUGGAUGACAACAAGAAGCUCUGUCUUAUGAGUGGCGAGAUCAUCCAGAUGAGUCCUAAGAUGAGUCUCAUCUUUGAACCCGCUGACCUGGAGCAGGCCUCCCCGGCCACCAUUAGCAGGUGCGGUAUGAUCUACAUGGAACCCCACCAGCUGGGCUGGACGCCGCUCAGAGACUCCUACAUGGACACGCUGCCUAAGAGCCUGAGCAAUGAACACAGGCAGCUGAUAGUGGACCUGUUUGAUUGGCUUGUUCCACCCUGUCUGGACUUUGUGGCCAGGGAUUGUCGCUUCCUGGUGCAGACGUCUCCCAUCCACCUGGCUCAUAGUCUGAUGAGGCUCUACACCUGCCUGCUAGAUGAGAUCGCUUCAUCAGGAGCCCGCAGGGCAGAAAGUAUGUCCAGCCAGCAGAUAACCAUGUGGCUGCAGGGCCUUUUCCUAUUCGCUGUGGUUUGGACCCUGGGCGGGACCAUCACUGGGGACAGUCGCAAGAAGUUCGACAUCUUCUACCGCAACCUUAUCAGGGCCAUGGACCACGAGCACCCUCAGCCCAAGAGUGUCCAACUCACCAAGAACAGCGUCUUCCCCAAGAGAGGCACUGUGUAUGACUACUACUUCCACAAGCAGGGACCAGGUCAGUGGAAAGUGUGGACAGAUUCCAUCACAAAGGAAGAGAGCGCGAUCCCAGCUGGGGCCAAUGUGUCCGACCUCAUCAUACCCACCGUGGAAACAGCACGCCAGCUGUUUUUCCUGCGGACCUACCUAGCACACGAGGUGCCCAUGUUGUUUGUGGGGCCCACUGGCACCGGCAAGUCUGUCAUCAACAACAACUUCCUGGUACGGCUGCCCAAGGAGCAGUACACACCCAACUGCAUCAACUUCUCGGCGCGCACCUCAGCAAAACAAACCCAAGACAUCAUCAUGGCCAAGCUGGACCGCAGGAGGAAGGGUGUGUUCGGCCCCCCCGUGGGAAAGAAAUGUGUUGUCUUUGUGGACGACCUCAACAUGCCAGCUAAGGAAAUCUAUGGCGCUCAGCCUCCCAUUGAGCUGCUCAGGCAGUGGAUCGACCACCGCCACUGGUAUGACAAGAAAGACAACUCCAGGCUGGAAAUAGUGGACUUGCUGUUCGUGUCCGCGAUGGGGCCCCCUGGGGGUGGGAGGAACGACAUUACAGGUCGCUUUACUCGUCAUCUGAACAUCGUUUCCAUUGACUCCUUUGACGACGAGACGCUGAACAAGAUCUUCAGCUCCAUCACCGACUGGCACUUCAGCAAGGGCUUUGAUGCCUCCUUCUACAGACUGGGUAAGACCAUGGUGCAGGCAACCAUGGCUGUCUACAAGGAUUCCAUGGCUAGCUUCCUACCCACUCCAUCUAAGUCACACUACAUCUUCAACCUUAGGGACUUUGCUCGAGUGAUCCGCGGUAUCCUUCUGGUGCCACACACACACAUGCAGGAGGGAGACAAGCUGAUCCGCCUGUGGAUCCAUGAGGUCUACCGCGUGUUCUACGACCGCCUUGUUGACACUGAAGACAGAGACAUGUUUUUUACCAUCAUUAAAGAGACAAUAUCAGUCUUUUUUAAGAAAAGCAUAGAUAAGCUCCUGAGUCACCUCAGCCCAAACGAUAAGGUAGUCGAUGAGAACGUUCGCAGCUUAUUCUUUGGUGACUAUGUCAAGACCAACACCCAAGACAAGGCUUACGAUGAGAUCAGGGACCUAGGCACCCUGCAGGAGGUGAUGGAGUUCUACCUGGAUGAGUUCAACACCAGCAGCAAGGCGCCCAUGUCACUCGUCAUGUUCAAGUUUGCCAUCGAGCACAUAUCCCGUAUCUGCCGCGUGCUGAAGCAAGCAAAUGGUCACCUCCUUCUGGUGGGAAUCGGUGGCUCUGGACGCCAGAGUGCCACCAAGCUGGGCACCUUCAUCAACAACUAUGAUCUGUUCCAGAUCGAGCUGACCAAGAACUACAGCCUGUUGGACUGGCGAGAGGACCUGAAGCGGGUGAUGCUGAAGGCAGGCAUCGAGGGCAAGAGCCUGGUGUUCCUGUUCAGCGACAGCCAGAUCAAAGAUGAAUCGAUGGUGGAAGACAUCAACAUUCUGCUGAACACUGGCGAUGUCCCGAACAUCUUCCCCGCUGACGAGCUCGCUGGCAUCAUCAAUAAGGUGCAGGGCAUCGUCAGGAUGCAGGGAAAGAGGAUUGACUCCACCCCACUCUCCAUGUACAACUUCUUCAUUGACCGCGUCAAGGCCAACCUUCACAUCGUGCUUGCCAUGAGCCCUAUUGGAGAUAAGUUUAGGAACCGUCUGAGGAUGUUUCCCUCCCUCAUCAACUGCUGCACCAUUGACUGGUUCCAGGCUUGGCCCAAUGAUGCUCUGGAGAUGGUGGCCCACAAGUUCUUAGAGGAUGUGGAGCUGGAUAGUGAUGUCAGGCUGGAGGUGGUGGACAUGUGCAAGACCUUCCAGACGAGUGUUAAGGAGAUGUCAGAGAGGUUCUUCUCCAGGCUGAGGAGACACAACUACGUGACCCCCACGUCCUACCUUGAGCUCAUCCUCACCUUCAAGACCUUGCUCGCAGCCAAGAGGAACGAGGUGGACACUGUAAGGAACCGCUACAUCACUGGCCUGCAGAAGCUGAAGUUCGCUGCAUCUCAGGUGUCAGUGAUGCAGCAGGAGCUGACGGCCCUGCAGCCAGAGCUCAUCCAGACGUCUGCUGAAACGGAGCAGAUGAUGGUGAAAAUAGAGAAGGAAACGGCAGAGGUGGAUGCCAAGAAGGAGCUGGUGGCAGCUGACGAGAAAGUGGCUAAUGAAGCUGCUGCAGCAGCCAAAGCAAUAAAGGAUGAAUGUAAGGGAGACCUGGCAGAGGCCAUGCCCGCCCUGGAGGCUGCCCUGUCAGCACUUGACACCCUGAAACCAGCCGACAUCACAGUGGUCAAGUCCAUGCAGAACCCCCCAGGUCCGGUCAAACUAGUCAUGGAGUCCAUCUGUGUCAUGAUGGGAAUCAAACCAGAGAGGAAACCAGAUCCUAUGGGCACGGGUAAGAUGGUUGAAGACUUCUGGGGCCCCUCAAAGAAACUUCUGGGAGACAUGAAUGAAAACCUCAAAGCCUACAACAAAGACAACAUCCCCGCCCCCUACAUAAAGAAAAUCCGAGAGAAGUUUAUCGACCACCCCGAGUUUCAGCCGUCCAUCAUUAAAAACGUCUCCUCUGCUUGUGAGGGUCUGUGCAAAUGGGUCCGGGCUAUGGAGGUGUACGAGCGUGUGACCAGAGUCGUGGCCCCCAAGAAGGCGCGGCUGAAGGAUGCUGAGGGUGAGUUGGCCGUCCAGAUGGACAUGCUGUACGUGAAGAGGGCAGAGCUGAAGGAAGUGGAGGACAGACUGCAGAAGCUGAACGACACCUUCGAGGCCAUGAACAACAAAAAGAAGGAGCUGGAGGACAACAUUGAACUGUGCUCCCAGAAGCUGAUCAGAGCAGAGAAGCUGAUCGGAGGUCUGGGAGGAGAGAAGGACCGUUGGAUGGAGGCUGCCAGGCUAUUGGGAAUUAGAUACACUAACAUGACAGGUGAUGUACUCCUCUCAUCUGGCACUGUGUCAUACCUGGGGGCCUUCACAGUUGACUAUCGAGUGGAGUGCCAGCGACAAUGGCAUGUCCUUUGCCAGGAGAAAAAAAUCCCAUGCUCUGAGGACUUCACCCUCACCAACACCCUGGGCAACCAGGUGGCCAUCAGGGCAUGGCAGAUUGCUGGACUUCCUGUAGACUCUUUCUCCACGGACAAUGGCAUUAUCAUAUCAAACUCCCGCCGCUGGCCCCUCAUGAUCGACCCCCAAGGUCAGGCCAACAAUUGGAUCAAGAACAUGGAGAAGGCUAACAAGUUGGCUGUCAUCAAGCUCUCAGAUGAGAACUACAUGAGAACCUUGGAGAAUGCCAUCCAGUUUGGAACCCCAGUUCUCUUGGAGAAUGUUGGCGAGGAGCUAGACGCAGUGCUUGAACCCGUGUUGCUGAAGCAGACCUUCAAACAGCAAGGCGUAGGUUACAUGAAGCUGGGAGAGAAAAUUGUGGAAUAUUCUGAAAACUUUUUGUUCUACAUGACCACCGGGCUGAGAAAUCCCCACUACCUCCCCGAAGUGGCUAUCAAAGUCUGCCUGCUGAACUUCAUGAUCACCCCUCAGGGCCUGCAGGACCAGCUCCUGGGGAUUGUAGCUGCAAAGGAGAAACCUGAGUUGGAAGAAAAGAAGAACCAGCUCAUUCUGGAGAGCGCUGCCAACAACAAGCAGCUGAAGGAAAUUGAGGACAAAAUCCUGCAAGUGCUCUCCUCAUCAGAGGGGAACAUCCUGGAGGAUGAGACAGCCAUCGAGAUCCUGUCCUCCUCCAAAGUGCUGUCUGAGGAGAUCUCAGAGAAGCAGAAAAUCGCCAGCAUCACUGAGAAGGAGAUCGAUGUCACUCGAAUGGGAUAUCGACCUGUAGCUGAGCACUCCUCCAUCUUGUUCUUCUGCAUCUCAGAGUUGGCUAACAUCGAGCCCAUGUACCAGUACUCUCUCAACUGGUUCAUCAACCUCUACCUGUACUCCAUAGCCCACAGUUUGAGGAGCGAUGCCCUGGAGGAGAGGAUUGAGAAUAUUGUCAAGCACUUCACCCUCAGCAUCUACAACAAAGUGUGUUGCUCGCUCUUUGAGAAGGACAAGCUGCUCUACUCGUUGCUGCUCACCGUGGGUGUUAUGCAAGGCAAGGGUCAAGUCAAUGACCAAGUCUGGCGCUUCCUCCUGACCGGUGGCAUUGCCCUGGACAACCCUCACCCCAACCCUGCUCCAGAGUGGCUUUCUGACAAAUCCUGGUCUGAGAUCAUCAGGGCCUCUACUCUGCCAAACCUGGAUGGAUUCUUUGAGCAUGUGCGAGAUAACAUCUCCAGAUGGAAGAUGAUCUAUGAUUCAGGUAAGCCGCAUAAGGAGCAGCUGCCCAACCAGUGGAGAACGUUGGUUGGAAUGGACCGAAUGGUGGUUCUCAGGUGCCUCAGGCCAGAUAAGUUGGUGCCAGCGGUGCAGGCGUUCAUAGUGGACAGCAUGGGGCAGUCCUACAUCGAACCACCCACCUUUGACCUGGCGGGGAGUUAUAGUGACUCCAACUGCUGCUCUCCUCUCAUCUUUGUGCUCUCACCGGGAUCUGAUCCAACUGCAGGUCUGCUCAAAUUUGCUGAUGACCUGAAAAUGGGGGGCAGUAAGACCCAGACAAUCUCUCUAGGGCAGGGCCAGGGGCCCAUAGCGGCCCGGAUGAUAGACCAAGCCAUCAAAGAAGGUACCUGGGUGGUGCUGCAGAAUUGUCACCUGGCCACCAGCUGGAUGCCCAUGCUGGAGAGGAUCUGUGAGGAGACCAUCACCCCUGAAAACACGCAUCCCAACUUCAGGUUGUGGUUGACCAGUUACCCGUCCGACAUGUUCCCAGUCAGCAUCCUGCAGAAUGGGGUGAAGAUGACCAAUGAGCCCCCCAAAGGAAUGAGAGCCAACCUGCUGCGCUCGUACCUGAGCGACCCAAUCUCAGACCCAGCAUUCUUCUGCAGCUCCAGGAAGCAGGUCAUCUGGCAGAAGCUGCUGUUUGGUCUCACCUGCUUCCAUGCUCUAGUGCAGGAGAGGAGAAACUUCGGACCUUUGGGUUGGAACAUCCCCUAUGAGUUCAGUGAGUCGGACCUUAGGAUCAGCAUGAGGCAGAUCCAGAUGUUCCUGGAGGAGUAUGACGAGAUUCCAUUGGAGGCCCUCACAUACCUGACAGGUGAGUGUAAUUACGGUGGCAGGGUGACAGAUGACAAGGACAGGCGUCUGCUGCUCUCCCUGCUGUCCAUCUUCUACAGCCGGGAGCUGAUAGAGCAGGAGCGUUACUGCCUGUGUGAAGGAGACUUGUAUUAUGUCCCUCCUCAUGGCCCCUACCAGACCUAUGUUGACUACAUUCGCAGUCUACCAAUCAGUGCAGACCCUAGUGUCUUUGGACUCCAUAGCAACGCUGACAUCACCAAGGACAAUCAAGAGACCAAUCAGCUGGUUGAUGGCGUGCUGCUGACUCUGCCCAGGCAGUCUGGAGGCGGGGCCAAAUCUCCCCAGGAAGUUGUGGAUGAUUUGGCCGAAGACAUCCUGUCAAAACUGCCAGGAGACUUCGACAUGCAGAUGGUGAUGGAUAGAUACCCGGUCAUGUACGAGGAAUCCAUGAACACUGUCCUGAGGCAGGAGCUCAUCCGCUUUAACAGGUUGACUGAGGUGUUACGUGUCAGCCUGGUUAACACCCGUAAGGCGCUGAAGGGUCAGGUGGUGAUGUCAGCCGAGCUGGAGGAGGUCUUCGACAGCAUGCUGGUGGGAAAGGUGCCCACCAUGUGGGCUGCCAAAUCCUACCCCUCCCUCAAACCGCUGGGGAGCUACGUGGCUGAUCUCCUGGCCAGGCUUCACUUCCUGCAGGAGUGGACAGACCACGGCCCGCCCACAGUCUUCUGGCUCUCUGGCUUCUACUUCACGCAGUCCUUCCUCACCGGAGUGUCUCAGAACUUUGCGAGGAAGUACACCAUCCCCAUCGACUACGUUGGCUUUGAGUUUGAGGUGACCAAACAGGAGACCCAUAUGGAUGAGAAGCCAGACGACGGGGCCUAUGUUAGGGGUCUCUUCAUGGAGGGGGCGCGCUGGGACAGGGAGAGGAUGGUCAUCGGCGAGUCCCUUCCGAAGAUCCUCUUCGACCCUCUGCCCAUCAUCUGGCUCAAGCCGGGAGAGACAGCCAAGUUCAAGCACCAAAACAUCUACGUGUGUCCCGUUUACAAAACCAGCGCCCGCCGAGGAACCCUGUCCACCACGGGCCACUCCACCAACUACGUCCUGCCCAUCGAGCUGCCCUCAGACCAGCCGCAGAAGCACUGGAUCAACCGGGGCGUGGCGUGCCUCUGCCAGCUGGAUGACUAGGCAUGAGCAGGAGGCCAGCGGCUGUUUUGGUCAUUCAUGCUAACUAUUAAAUACGUUUGCCAAGUACAUGUACUUGUCUUUGUAUGUACAAGUUACACAGGCACCUG
Molecule: messenger RNA, 12141 nt
Organism: Lampris incognitus (smalleye Pacific opah)
Lineage: Eukaryota; Metazoa; Chordata; Actinopteri; Lampriformes; Lampridae
Gene: dnah3
Product: dynein axonemal heavy chain 3
Biological process (GO): microtubule-based movement
Cellular component (GO): dynein complex
Molecular function (GO): ATP binding; dynein light intermediate chain binding; dynein intermediate chain binding
Source: RefSeq, a predicted model, not a curated record